CAAAACCUGCACAGAAAUGUUAUGUACUGUAUUCAGUUAAGAAAAUGUUUUGUGGGAGAAAAAAAACCUGUUUUAAGAAAAUGGGGAAAGUGAACCACAGAGAAUAAAAGCUGCUCGCGGUUCAGAUUGUCAGGUUAUGGCGACUCUGUGGGAGACUGUUUUCACCCGCUGGUCUCUCCUCUCACACGCAAUCCUCCUCAGUCCUCACACCUCGCCCUCAUACAGGCCGGGAAUGGGUCUGGAGCUAGCUUGUGUUAGGCCUCAAACUGUGUUUUCGGCACGUCGAGACUUUCUGGAGGGGUGGAUGAGCAAUGAGCGAUGGCGGUUGAGAGAUAAUUGAGGAAUUCUAUCAAUCACUCGCUGUAUUAUAUUCGGAAUGCCCCGUGCACAUAUUUGGGAUUCCAUUGAAUGAAAUCCAAGAGAGGAAGAUAGGGGAGAAGCCUCCAAUGGUGUGUAGAGGAAAUGAGACAGAACCCCUUCCCCCUCCACCAACCCCUAAAUGGAACAGAAAUAGAAUGUUAAUUCGUAUAUAACCCUCAAAUUAGAUUUCCCUCUAUGAGUUCCUCUCUGUCCCUUUCCUCUCUUUACACACACAAACACACAUGCACACCGGGACACACUCGUCGUCUCUUCUCUCAGCUUGUGUUGACUUGAAUGGACACUCUUGUUCAAAUUAGGUCGAGGUCCAUGGUGUUUCUGUUUGUCUGCUACUGGGACAGGGAGGGGGUCAUGGGACUGUGCGAUUGGAGCCAGACUCAUGCUAGUCAUAUGAGCUUCACCGAAAACAGGAAAGAGAGACAGAGAGAGAGAGAGAGGGGGGAGAGAGAAAGUUUCUAGGAAGUGAGAGAGGAGGAAGAUGGAGGAUUUGAGAUGGAGGGUCAGGGCCAUGGCUGCUGUGUGUGUCCGGAAUUGCUGCUGGUGCUGUGUUGAGGUCGAAGAAGAUGGAGAAAGAGGGAAGGAGGAGGGGAGGGAGGAGGAGCAAGAGGAGGAGGAAAUGGAGGAGCCCCCAUCUCCAAAGAGCAGGAGUGUCGCGUCCUUACCAUCUGCUGAGUUGAAUGAGGCAGACCCGUCCUACUCCAAGCCCCAGCCUCACUGGUUCCACACGCUGCAGGUCCGCAGGCUGACGGUCCAGAGAGGACGCAGCAACAGUGACCCUAUGGGGGGAAAGAGUUUCGAUCAGGACUUCCAAUGGAAAACAGGCCUACAGUUUGGCACAGCCAACUCCUACCUGAACCUGGAGAAGAUAGGGGAGGGGACAUACGCUACAGUCUACAAGGGAAUCAGCCGGAUAAACGGGCACCUGGUGGCCUUGAAGGUGAUCCGUAUGAAGACGGAAGAAGGCGUACCAUUCACUGCCAUCCGGGAGGCUUCCCUCCUGAAAGGCCUGAAACACGCCAACAUUGUCCUGCUCCAUGACAUCAUCCACACCAAAGAGGCACUCACAUUUGUCUUUGAGUACGUACAAACAGACUUGGCUGAGUAUAUGACGCAGCACCCAGGGGGCCUGCAUUCCUACAAUGUCAGGAUCUUCAUGUUCCAGCUACUGCGGGGUCUGUCCUACAUCCACGGUCGGAGGAUCCUGCACCGGGACCUCAAACCCCAGAACCUGCUCAUCAGCUACCUGGGGGAGCUCAAACUGGCUGACUUCGGGCUGGCCCGGUCCAAGUCCAUCCCGUGCCAGACCUAUUCGUCUGAGGUGGUCACUCUGUGGUACCGGCCUCCUGAUGUCCUCCUGGGUUCCACUGAUUACUCCACUGCUCUGGACAUCUGGGGAGCUGGAUGCAUCUUCAUUGAGAUGCUCCAGGGGACGCCAGCCUUUCCAGGGGUGGCAGACGUCUUUGAGCAGCUGCAGAAAAUAUGGGCUGUCGUAGGGGUCCCGACUGAGGAGAUGUGGCCAGGAGUGAACGAGCUGCCCAACUUCAGACCAGAGUGGUUUCAACCGUGUGCGCCCCAGCAAUUCAGGAAUGUUUGGAAAAGACUGUCCCAGUUGCCCUAUAAGACAGAGGACCUGGCCCAGCAGAUUCUGAUCACCAUCCCACGAGACCGCAUCUCGGCCCAGGAUGCACUGCAGCACCCCUAUUUCAACACGCUACCGCCCCCCAUCAUGCAGCUACGAGACACUGUAUCAGUCUUCAAGGUCCCCGGAGUGAGGCUGGAGACCGAGGUGAAGGAUAUCUUCAGUCCCAGUCGAAGGAUCAGACCGUCCCAGCUGGUGCCCUUGGCUAAGUGCUGGUGAUAAUGGACCUCUACCCCCCUGGGCUUGACCCCUAACCCCAGGUGCCCCAGCCCUGCUUGCAGGCUAGACCACUAUCUGAUCAAGAUGGAGAAGAAUGAGGCUUCACACACACAACACUUACCUACACCACCAGCAUCCUCCACCAACCUCUGCUCUUGACUCCACCCAGCAUUCCUCAGAGUUCCCAUGUAAGAAGAUAGGAGAGAAGAGGGAGGGGUUGAAUGUUACCUGGUAUAUCACAUAUUAGAUGACGUCAGAAGUACUGUAUGUACUGUAUAUACUCUAUAUCUGAGACCCGAUGUCUGUUGUUGGUGGCAACGGAAAGCUACGCAGUGUCUAAGAGAACUGUCAGGAAGCUCAGAACUCCUUAACAUCUUCCUCCUGCUAAACCACCUCCUCCUGCUUCUUCCUCUUCCUCUUGCUUCCUCCUCCUGCUUCCUCCUCCUUCUCCUCGGCUGGUUUACCUCUUCCUCCUCCUCCCUCUCCUUCUCAGAGCAUCUCCUUGGACUCACUAGGCUCUCUCUGCCUCCUCCUAAAUGUACACUGAGAUUCAAUGAUGACGAUGGGUUAGUUUUGCAGAUGAGUGUUUUAUUUUGUACUGACAAAACAUGCAGAUAUUAUAUACCUCUUAUGUUAAAUCAGGUCCUUGUGGACCAUGAUUGUUUUUUUUGCACAGCAUGCAGGUGGGUAUCCCUGCAACAGAAUGACUGUGACGGUUGUGUGUACACUGUUGCGUUGUGUGUACACUGUUGCGUUGUGUGUACACUGUAAUUCAUGUUAGCAUUGUACCGUGAAACUUCCUCCUUAACACCCCAUAUAGCGUAUUUUUCAUUCGGCAAUCUUGUGAUCAAUUGUACUAUACUUGGGUGCAGCUUGCUUUUAAAAUGUGUGUUUUCGUGAGAAUGGGUGAAGGAGUGUGUGAGUCAAUAAAUGUUGCAGUCAUGA
Molecule: messenger RNA, 3181 nt
Organism: Oncorhynchus keta (chum salmon)
Lineage: Eukaryota; Metazoa; Chordata; Actinopteri; Salmoniformes; Salmonidae
Product: cyclin-dependent kinase 15
Exons: 12
Coding region: 857-2236 (459 amino acids)
Biological process (GO): protein phosphorylation
Cellular component (GO): cytoplasm; cytosol; nucleus
Molecular function (GO): cyclin-dependent protein serine/threonine kinase activity; ATP binding; cyclin binding
Source: RefSeq, a predicted model, not a curated record